Messenger RNA from Colletotrichum truncatum, 1623 nucleotides. The record is from RefSeq and is a predicted model, not a curated record. NCBI's taxonomy places the organism in Eukaryota, Fungi, Ascomycota, Sordariomycetes, Glomerellales, Glomerellaceae.
AUGCACUUCCAAGGCCUGCCACAGGUUUUGCGCCUGUCGCCUCUACUUCUAGGUGGUGCCCUGGCGGGACUUGCCUCUGCGACGACGCAGUCUGCUGAGAGCGAGAUCCAAUGGAAAAAGUGCGAGGGAGUCAUCGGCAGAGUGGUUGCUACCGGCCUGUUCCCGCCGAUUCCGGUGGAAUGCAGCAACCUCACUGUUCCCAUCGACUACUCUGAACCCGAUAACGGCACAUUCGAACUCCCACUUAUCCGAAUGCCUGCUCUAAAGCAGCCUUCCAAAGGUAGCAUCAUAGUUCACUUUGGUGGCCCAGCGCCGCUUCAGACUACGACGCUGGUUACGCUCGGCGAACAGAUGCUUUUGGGUACCCAAGGUACAGCUCUGGAACUCUCAUGCUUCAACACCACGAGAGAAAGAGAAUUGUGGAAUGCGAACACGGGUGGUAUUACUGCCUUGACCACCGAAGACAAACUGGCCUUUGGUAGAAGCUGGGUUCUCGCCGAGAAACAUGCACAAAUCUGCGCCGACAACAACGAAGGCAAACGCAUGGACGUGAUCGGCACCGUCGACACGGUUCGAGAUGUCAUGUCCAUUGUGGACGCACUCGGAGGUGACCGUCGAGUAAGAUUUUACGGAAUCUCUUACGGCACUAUUGUCGGUGCGACUCUUGGUGCCAUGUUCCCCGAUAGAAUUGAGCGGCUUGUUCUUGACGGUGUCUCAAACAUUCACCAGUGGUGGGCGGGCGAAUUCUGGGAGAUGCAGACAGACUCCGACAAGGUCCUCGCCGGAUUCGUGAGGACCUGCUUCGAGAAGCCCGAGCUGUGCCCCCUGGCCGCCGCCAACCCGAACUCGACUGCCGAGCAUAUGACGGAGAAGAUUUACGAGAUGAUGGAGGAACUCAAGUUCAACCCGAUCCCCAUCCUCGACGACUCGAUUCCCGGCGUGCACAUGAUUGACGACGGCUUCGUCAAGAGCAUGAUGCGCGGGCCCCUCUACAACGCCGCCGGCUACCCCACGCUCGCAGCUCUUGUCCACCUCCUGAUGAUCCGCGACCUCGAAAAGUUCAUCCCCAUCUAUAACGAGGCCAACCCGGUCACCGAAUACGGCGACUCUUCCAUGGGCAUCACCUGCUCCGACACGACGUUCCGCGCCGAGACCGUCGAGGACGCGCUCCCCCGCAUCGAGAAGAACAUCGAGAUCAGCCGCUUCAUCGGUGACAUGAUGCACACCGGCGUCGCCCUCUGCUCCCAAUGGAAGCUGCCCCUCAAGGAGCGCUUCACCCGCGGGUUCCACGAGCCCGUCGAGCUCCAGACGCCGCCGCUGCUCAUCGGAAACGAGUACGACGUUGUCACGCCCCACGUGUCUGCCGUCAACGCGAGCGCCUCGUUCCCCGGCAGCUCCGUGGUCAAGUUCAACACCUUUGGGCACGGCAUCCAAAGCCAGCCGUCGUUGUGCACUGCAAACAUUGUCCGCGAGUACUUUGAGAAUGGGAAAUUGCCGGAGGACGGUACUGUCUGCGAGCCGGCUGCGCACCCUUGGGAGAACACCAAGUGGGACCCCUUGUUCAAGGAGCUCGAUUACGUUCGGCCUUCCAAUGGCACUGGUUCAAACAGCACCGCUGCUUAG